GCAUUGCUGUCAUUUUUGUAGGUAAAAAAUUGCCAAAAACGCUCGAAAGAAAAUCAUAGAACUUUUGUUGUGCGGUUCGUACGUAAAUUUACUUCGUUGUGAAAAUAUUGACGUAAACAAUUCUAAAAUGAGUUGCAACGACAAAGGCGAUAGUAUCUCCAAAGAAGAAUGGCAAUCUCGAUUGGAGACUUUUCCCUUUAAACAAGACGAUAUUAACAAGCUCAUAAUGAAUUAUCUAGUCACAGCGAAAUUUUUUGAAAAAUUAUUUGUUCCAGAGGGUUUCAAGGAGGCGGCCGAGAAAUUCCAAGCGGAAUCCGGCGUCGAACCUUCUGUAGAUCUGAGCUCACUUGACAACAGGAUACUGAUACGGGAAGCGGUACAGAAUGGCCGAAUAAAGGAAGCUACACAUCUCGUGAACCAGCUGCAUCCGGAACUGCUCGACAAUGAUCGCUACCUAUACUUUCACCUACAGCAGCUUCAUCUCAUUGAAUUGAUUAGGGCUGGUAAAAUCGAAGAUGCCCUCACUUUCGCACAAACCCAGAUUUCAGAGGCCGGAGAAAGCAAUCCGGAAGUGUUGAAUGAGUUGGAACGAACACUUGCGCUGUUGGCAUUUGAAAAGCCUCAGAACAGUCCAUUUGCGGACUUGCUCGAUCAAACACAUCGCCAGAAGGUGGCAAGCGAACUUAAUGCAGCUAUAUUAAAAAUGGAACAUCAAGAGCAAUCCAGCCCGCGGAUGAUUAAUGUACUUAAGCUUAUACUAUGGGCACAGGCUGAGCUCGAUAAGAAGAACGUCAAAUAUCCCAAAAUGGUGGAUCUGGCGACGGCGACAAUCGAUCCAAAAUAAGCCCGACACAAAGCAAAUUAAAUAUAUAAUCACAAUGUAAUUAUUCUUAUUUCAUUUCAUUUGUUCUUCGUGUUAUUGACUGUAGAAUGUUAUGUAUGUUGGAGAGAAAAGAUUUUGGUCAGCGGUUCGAUAGUUUCUAUCAAGGUCCUCGAUUUUACCAGACAUCGUAUUCAUAGUUUCAGUCCAACAGACUUUAGAAUAGAGUGCACUUGUGGUAUAAUGGGAGCAGAUUGGUUUGUAUGUUAACGAUAUACAACUCCAACGAAUGAUUUAUGGCAUAUAAUUAUGAGAAAAUUAGAAUUAAAUGAAUGCAAAAUAUGUACACUGAGGAAAUGUAUUGGGUUUCAGAA
This is a messenger RNA of Toxorhynchites rutilus septentrionalis, 1194 nucleotides long. RefSeq names its product glucose-induced degradation protein 8 homolog (gene Hou). Gene Ontology annotation, cellular component: nucleus; cytoplasm. Lineage: Eukaryota; Metazoa; Arthropoda; Insecta; Diptera; Culicidae. Gene Ontology annotation, biological process: proteasome-mediated ubiquitin-dependent protein catabolic process. The transcript is spliced from 3 exons. Bases 128 to 844 code for a protein of 238 amino acids. Gene Ontology annotation, molecular function: protein binding. The record is from RefSeq and is a predicted model, not a curated record.